AAAUAAUCCAAAUUUGUGCCAACGAUUAUUUCGUAAGAGCCUCGAGUGUGAUCCUUGUUCACGGCCUUUCGCUUUUUUUCUUUUCUUGCUUUUUUGUAGCAUGCCACAAAUAAGUAAGUCGCCUAGAAGUGAGUAUUGCGUGAACAAGUGGGUAAUGAUACACACACGGAUACGACAUUGACUCGAAUUCAUUGGGCAGCAUGGGCUGUCUUUCCCGUGGCAUUGUCUGCAAUGUUACGAAAACACGGCGGAUUCUACUACUAUCGAACCACGACACAAAUAUUCGCUUUAGCAUUCUGUGCACUUUACGGUGUCUUUGCAUCAUUGUCAUUGCCUCUCGUUGGCAAGCGACAUCUCAUCAACUGGUCGGUGGCUCGGUUGUACUAUCAUAUGGCAGGCUAUUUAACGGGAAUUUCGGUAUCCAUUGAGGGCAAGGAACACUUGGACUCGAAGCGUAGUGCCGUCUAUGUCGCAAAUCAUCAAACCAGUAUGGAUAUCUUGUUCAUGGCAAGUGUGUUUCCCAAAGCAACCUCUGUUGUUGCCAAGAAGGCACUCAAGUAUUAUCCAUUCUUGGGCUGGUUCAUGACCUUGAGCAAGGCUAUUUUCUUGGAUCGUAAGAACCGUGACAGCGCCAUCAAGGAAGCAAAGCAGGCUGCAUUGGAUAUUCAUAAAAAACAGACUAGCGUAUGGCUUUUCCCUGAAGGCACUCGGGGUUACGCUUCGAAAUUGGAUCUGUUGCCGUUCAAGAAGGGCGCCUUUUACAUGGCUGUGCAGGCGCGUGUUCCUGUGGUACCUAUUGUAAUUGCUAACUAUAACCAUUUGUACGACUUCACAGUCAAACGCUUCGACCCCGGCACCGUCAAGAUCAAAGUAUUACCGCCAGUAGAUACCUCCGAGAUCGACGAAUCUUCUGAAUCAGUGGAUAAACUUGCCUCCAAUGUUCGAGAGAUGAUGUUGGCUACUCUCAAAGAAAUCUCUAUUCCUCCACCUGGCUCUAUUAAUCCUCCAGCAUCACCACCUUCUACUGCGUCAGAUAAAAAGUCGCAUUAAGCAUUCCUAUAUUUUCCUCCAUUGUCAUUCUCUUUAUUCGAUAUUAUUGUUAUAUUAAUUCUUGAUUCAAUAUUUUAUCCUACUGCAUAGACAUUAUCAUGAAACAUAUUGAUGACUACACACGUGUUGCUUAUUUUUUUCAUGUUGCUAAACAGGCGAAGCUUGAAAUCACAGUAAUCCAGCUUGUUGUUGAACACAGGAGCCACAAUGUGUGCAAACGUUGCUCAUUUCGUUUGAAUAAUAGCCUCAUUGCUUUGGACCAGAUACUAGUCGAUCGUAUAAACACUCAGGUUUAUUCUUUUUUCCAUCACCUUCUAUUGCUAUAUUGUUAGCAACAUUUCCUGCUAUCAUCAACAAACAGCGCGUUUCUGU
Messenger RNA from Zychaea mexicana, 1422 nucleotides. RefSeq lists its product as uncharacterized. Gene Ontology annotation, biological process: phosphatidic acid biosynthetic process. Bases 232 to 1050 code for a protein of 272 amino acids. Lineage: Eukaryota; Fungi; Mucoromycota; Mucoromycetes; Mucorales; Lichtheimiaceae. The transcript has 6 exons. Gene Ontology annotation, cellular component: endoplasmic reticulum; membrane. The record is from RefSeq and is a predicted model, not a curated record. Gene Ontology annotation, molecular function: 1-acylglycerol-3-phosphate O-acyltransferase activity.